Molecule: messenger RNA, 2521 nt
Organism: Pocillopora damicornis (cauliflower coral)
Lineage: Eukaryota; Metazoa; Cnidaria; Anthozoa; Scleractinia; Pocilloporidae
Product: major facilitator superfamily domain-containing protein 6
Cellular component (GO): membrane
Source: RefSeq, a predicted model, not a curated record
CAAGUUACUGAAGAUAGUGGAUUGUGAGAAAACAUCAUGUCUCUUGUGUGUUUUAGUUCUGACGAGGCAAAGAGAUAAACUUUGGCGGGAAGCACUUCCAAUUGACAGAGUAUUUCUCGUUUUUGCUGCUACCUGCACUUUUAGUGACGCAGUGGUGAAUAGUCUUACUCAAUAUCAAUCUUGACAGGAGAAACACAGGUGCAACCCCGCGGAAGCUGUCAACUGCCACCUGCAGUCCUAACGCUUGUUCGAAGUGAGACCAGCAAUUACCGAGACAAUCCAACUCAAACGCUAUUCUGCUCGUCUAAAUACCAGAAAACUUAGGAAUCAGCCCAGGAAUUAAUUGGCUUAAACUCACCCUCGAGGGUUUAACAUUCCUUCUCGGCUACUUAGCCACACAAUUGAAUUCCACAACUGCCUACAAAUUGAGAAGUACCCGAUGGAACGAGAAUCCAAUAAAUGUACGGCUAGACAGUGGUGGCGUUUGGACCAGAUGCUGCGAUAAUUCCUUCCUCGUACUAAAGAGGAGGGACGGCGGGAGAGGCGGAGAGUAAGUUGCACAAGUAAGUUGCACAAAGCUCGGCUGCAAGCUGCCAGUCAAAGCCACCCAGUUUAUUUCAUGAAAAUGCCAAAUAAAGAGAGUAUCAGCUCUUGUCACCCAGAUGAAGAAUCUAAACAACACAGCGACAAAUUCCUUCGCUACAAUUGCUUGAACCAGAAAUAUAUUGUUCCAAAGAUGUUUUAUUUCUUUUACUUUGCUGGACUUGGCGCCAUAGUGCCAUUUUUGCCCUUGUUCUAUAAACAAUUAGGUCUCCCGGCCAAACAGGCCGGAAUCAUCUCCGGUAUUCAACCAUUCAUAUCGUUCGUAUUUACUCCAAUGUGGGGAGCGUUAUCGGACAAGACCAAGAGGGGAAAACUGGUAUUCGUGAUUUCGUUCAUUGCUUUAGUAGCUGUUGGAAUAGCUUUUCUGCUAACUCCAAUGCCAACAUGCAAACACAAAAUGAGAGGAGACAUUCAUCGGGAAUCAACAUCUGCGAGAAAUCAGUCUUUUAUUAAAAACAUGUAUCAGUUGAUAUCAGAAUCGCAGAAUCUUUAUCGAUGGUCAAUGGGAAGGGAAGAACAGAAUGAUUUUCUUGUACUCAGUCACGAGCAAGCUGGUCGCCAGAACAAAUUCGAUGUAUUUUUAUACCUGCUAUUAGUCAGUUUAUUUGGUACACUAUUCUCGUGCCCAGGCCUUGCUCUUGGUGAUGCUGCUGCUGUAUGCCUCUUGCGGAAUAACAACGAUAUACAUCAGUAUGGAAAACAGAAAAGAUGGGCCUCAAUAGGGUGGGGUUUGGCUGCGUUUAGUUUCGGUGCAAUGGUGAGUGACAAAUAUUUGUGUCCGUUGGUACCUGGACAAAAAAGAACUAUUGACUACAGUUUAUGUUUUUAUGGCUCCAUUUCAUUGAAGCUUUUAGCUCUUUUUUCAGGGCUUCGGCUUGAUUUCGGUUUAAACGGUACAGACAGUAGUGAUGACACGGUAAGGGAAAAGCACAUUGGUGUUAUGGCAGCGUUAGAAGCAGUGAGUCGUCCUCGUUACUUGGCAUUCUUUGUAAUUGUUCUUUACAGUGGAAUGACUUUUGGCAUGAUCAUGGGAUUCCUUUUUUGGCACUUGGAAGACUGUUCUUCCCCACAGAUAAUGUUUAGCAUAAUACCUGUUGUGAGAUGUAUUGCAGACGUCAUGGUGUACUCAGUGUCCCCUCACGUUAUAACUAAAAUAGGUGUGCAUAAUUUGCUAUACCUUGUGUUGGCGUCUUAUGUGGUGCGAUUGACAAGUUAUGUACUCAUUACCAAUCCGUGGUGUUACCUUGCCCUUGAAGUUUUGUCAGGAUUAACUUCUGCAGGAGGCUGGGCAGGAUUUGUGACGUAUAUUGCAUAUAACUCCGUGGAAGGAGCCCCUGCCACUUUACAAGCUAUGCUCCACGGUGUGUAUCAUGGAGUAGGUCAUGGACUAGGGCGAGUAAUAGGAGGUUUUCUCUUCAGUAGCUAUGGAGCUCAAGUAACAUUCUCUAUAUUUGGUGGCCUCGGGUUAAUUAUGCUAUUGAUGUUUGGGUCAGUUAACAAAAUAUUCGAAGAUAAACCAAAUGAUCAAAGUUAAUUAAAACAUCAUGUGGAUGCUGUGCGUUCACUAUGUAUAUUUUGGUCGCUUUCGUUUUUUUAAUGUUUUUACGCAACUUACAUACACAAGUUUGCAGAAAGCUCAAAUAUGUUGUCUUACAAAGACAAUUUAGGCAGAAAUACUCGCAUUGGAAGUUUUAGUUUUACUCAGCUGAUUAUCUAACGAGGAAAAAUUUUGCUUACGCCAAAGUCAGCAACCGGAUGACCAGUUAAAUAUUUUGUUUUUGUUGCUGUUACUAUUGGAAAAUAUUUGAUCAACCAAUUUUACUCUGAAAAGUACAACAGUAAACCGACUUUAAAAUUAUAACACAUAAUUGUAUACCGGGAAGAAUCCCAGAAAUAAAAAUGGAGCGAGAUAAACGAA